AGGCGGGGGGAAGACUAGGCUCAGUUAGGCUGCUGAUUAGCAACAAACAGAAGGUUACGAGUUUAAAAAAUUGGACUAUUUGACCGCCAGACUGGAUUUGCGGCAGCGAGAGAGGAAUGAACUAUGUCGGGUGUCUAACCGGAGCUUGUUGGGUCGCUUUUGAGGGGACCCGGCGGUGAUUUGUAACAUUUCGGGCUGUUAGCGGAGGCAACCUCGCUGUUAGGUCGUUGAAGUGGCGAUGCUGAGCUGAUAGCUGCGUCAUCAUGUUGCUUCCGACUCGAGUUGGCGAAAAGAAAUCUCAAGUUAACGCCAGCGGCGAGGCUGUCCGCCGUCCCCCAGCCCCGGAGGCCACUCCCGGCCCCUGAAAUAGAUGGAAGACGGACGGUUGGUGAGCGGUUGGUGAGCGGUUAGCGGUGAAGCCUGUUUACGUGGUCGCCGUGAAAGUGGCGACUUUACAUCACUUGGCUCGGCGUUUGUUGGCGCGAUACUCCUCCUGGCUGCAUUUAUUAUCCACACUUGGAUGGAGAAGUCAAGAACAUUUUCGUGUGGAUGUUGUUGCGUAGCGUUACAAAAAAAAAAAAAAAAUUAGUACAGAAAUAUGAGCCAAUGUUUUUUUUUCCCGAACAGAAAGUGGAACUAUGUUGAUAUUUUAGGGAUGUUAGCAGAAAGUGUUUGGAUAGAGAGAAGUGAUGAUGCCCUCACUGACAGCUAGGGUACAAAGCAGGAGCCUCCAGUGAAAUGCUGCUGACUCCCAUCUGAUGGUGACUUUCUUCCGUAUCCCCAGAAAAGAGAAAAUGUUUUUAUAAGCCACAAUGAGAGACGUUACGGUUCAUUUUAGCUAAGUGGCUUUGUAGCCGUCCACUGGGAUACGCCGGUCUGUUAGCAGGGUGUCUACAGAGAGUGUGUUGGGACUUAUUGUUAGGUCGGUGGUCUGUUUGCUGUCACCGUAUCCACGUGGACUUUGUUUCAGGUCGGUGGGUAAAGUUUGGCUCGCAGCUCUCCGCCGGGAAAAGCGCCAAGGGUUAGCGACCCAGCCGGAGCUAGAGAGAGAUUUUUUGGUGUUGUUACUUCAAAGAGGAAGAAGCUGUGGUCUCUUUCAGCCUGGACAAAGUUACUUUUCACACCAGAAUAUAAAACCGGUUAAAAUGGCCGGCGACUGCACCCACACCAGCGCUCAUUACGCGAAAGCAGAGACGUUUUGUCCGUCCAAACCCGGGUCGGAUGGAGACAGAGAGGGAGCCGGAGGGAUGGAGUCAGCCGGGAUCUCGAAAGGGUGUGGACCAUCGGCACGGUGGGCGCCUAACUUUGAGAUGAUAGACGGGAUGCUGUACCGCAAGAAGCUGGAGAGGGGCUUCAUCAACUACCGGGAGGUUCUGGAUGAGGACCGGAGACAUGAGGCCAUCUCCACCUUUCACCGGCGGCGGCCUGGUCAGCGCCAUCUCUCCCUGGAGGAGACCUACAAAUGCGUGGCUGAAAACUACUGGUGGGAAGGGAUGUACUUCCAGAUCAGAGAUUUCGUCCUGGGCUGUGUAGAGUGUCAGCGCACCAAGAAAACAGAGGAACUGGGCGGAAGAGAAUGUGUCACAAAGACGAUGGAGUCGCACAGCGCUGACAUGCUGAGCAAGCUGAGGAGUCAGCGGGAGGCGGGGCUGUUCUGUGACAUUACCCUGCGCACCAACGGGCGACCCUACUUGGCCCACAGAGCUGUUCUGGCGGCCGUCAGCGAUCACUUUCAGGAAAUUUUCACAGAAAUGGACUCGAGCAUGAAAGCAGACAUAGAUCUCACUGGUUUCAGUGAGGAUAGCCUUCUGUCUCUGCUGGAUUUCUCCUACUCCUCCACUCUGUGUGUUCGCCAGGAGGACCUACCUGAAGUCAUCGCCAUGGCCCGUCAUCUGGGCAUGUGGCCUGCCGUGGAAGCCUGCUCGGCUCUCAUGAAAGAGCAGGAACAGCGACUCUAUCCUGGCAAGGGCUUUACCUCAGCUUGUGCAGGUGCAUGUCAUGAGCGUCACUGCCAGCGGAGGGAAAUCAAAAGGAAAAGGGUUUUGGGAUUAGAGCACAGUAUAACCAACAGUUUCAGUGUAUCGCUGGAUACAUCAGAUGAGUCUUUAGAAGGAAGUCCAAGACGCAAUUUGCGCAGGACGCCGAAACCCCAAGGCCAUAAUGGCCUCCCUCUGAGUCCCUCACACAGGAUGAAGCUCAUGGACUUCAAAUCUCCCUCUUCAAAGAAAGCUACUGCAUCUCGACACGCCAUGGCUACCCCACAGUCACAGAAUUACUCGCCCAUAACACCAUCAAACACCCGUCUUCUCCGCUCCACUCCUGGUGCUGCCAAGGAGGUUCAGAGAUUGCUUCCCAAGCUAGAGACCCCUCGGAGAAACAAAAAACCUCACUCUGUCACCCGGCUCUCGUGCAACUCCAGAUUGAGGCCUAGCGCUGUGUGUAGCCCUGUGAGAGUGAAGCAAGAAGUUGAGGAAGUUGGAGAGGAUGAGGAAGAUUAUGCGAGAGCACAGGAGAAGUACAAGCUGAUGAAUGUUCUUGGGUUACAGAGGACCGCCCUCCUCCCCAGACCAGAAGAUUUGAUCGGCUGGAGACAAAAGAAACGACUGAGGAAGCUGAAGGCCAACAACUAUUCCUUGACCAAGCGGCGGAAACCACGUUCCACUUCUCCAGGGCUACCAUUUACUGAUGUGACACUGUCACUUCCCCUCUGUAACCCUGUUAACACUCGUCUCCUCAACAAGUCGGUAAAGACCAAGCCUCUGGGUCCAGUCAGCAAGGAGCAGAUGAAAACAAAGAGGCCAAAGACUGUCCCGCGACAUGUCCCUCCAAGUGACAGGAGCAUGCGAAGUCAAGGUGUGUUACCAGACAUAUUUGCACCAUCCUUCGGGGGGAGGGAACUGAGGCGGUCAGUGAGGAAGGGUGACCGUGCCCAUCAUCCUGUCCAGCAGGCUCUACGACACAACACCAACAAAUCUCUGAUGAGAAACAGAGUCCGGAUCAAAUCAGAACCAGCUGAAUACUCUAUCUCAGGUCUCCCUCUUCCAUCAAACAAUCACCACGGCCACACACCCCACGAUUCAGCACCCUCAGAGUGGACACAGACCAAAAACAAAGCCACUAUAGAGGCGGUCAAAGCGCUGCGUUACAACAGCAGCCGACCAGCAACAAAGGGCAAGCUUAGGCGGGGCUCCACAAGAGAGGUGGAGAAGACAAAGUGUAAGCCCAGAGAGGAGGGGAGGAAGGUGGGAACCCAGGGGGUCAGGGGGGUCAUGGACACUAAACCGAGAGUGAAGGUUAAUGAACCUGGUGGGCUCCAGUUCUCAGAGCAGGCACCUCCUCAGUCUAUCUACAACCACCCUCUGUACAAAGUCAUCAAAGAGGAGCCAGCAGAACCUGUGCCAGUCGGACAGUUCUCUGAUCCUCCCUCACCAGACCUGGGCAAGCGCCAGAGCAAGCCCCCCAUCAAAUUACUGGACUCAGGCUUUCUGUUCAGCUUUUGUCGGCCAGCAGGGGGUGCGAUGGCGGCACUGAAGAAAGAGGAGGAGAGCGUGGAUAUCUGCUUAACACGCUCUGUGUCACAAGUUGGGGAGAAAUUUGGAACGGAGGAGUCCCCCCACAGGGCCCUGAGAGCCAGAGGGACACCCACCCUGCCUGUAGUGAAGAGGGAGAGGGAGGAGAGGAGCGUGAGCCAAAGCAAGGUUCAGAGACUAAGGUCAAACUCCCGAAACAACACUCUUCACCUGGCCAAAUCUGCAGGUUCAAAAGCCCCAAGGACUGUGCCAAAGCAGCAAGUUAGACGCCCUCUGAGCACCAGGAGCUGUGUCAUGCAGGAUGCUGUACGACGUGCAAGGCUAAAGCAGCUUCGAGGGCCUCGUAGUCAAGCUCCCAAAGUCCCAAAGGCGGCCCAUGCCUGUCUUCAGUGCCCAGCCUCCUACAAGGACUGUGAUGCUCUAAUCAUGCAUCGCCUCAGGCACAUCGAGGGCAAGCACUGGCCAUGUCUGCUCUGCAGCAAGACGUUCUUUCGUCUGAGGAAUGUACGGAACCACAUCCGCACCCACGACCCCAAGUUGUACAAAUGCCGGAGCUGCAUUGUUGCCGGUUCCUGAGGCAGCUGGAGGGUCUGCUCUAGCAGCGAGACUGAGGAUGAAGGCUGUCAGUGUCUGACACCAGCGAACAGACUGAAGCCAGAGGCACAUGAUCGAUCAGCAGCUUGUACAUAAUGCAUCUGUCACACACAAGCACAACGGUCUGUGGAAAGGCAUAAUUACUCUAUUUCUAAUCAUUGCUGUUGUCAAUGAUUGCUAAUGUUAUUUAAAUAACCAAACCAAGGUUGCUGGUCCUGUUUGCUUUUCCGUAGCUACAGAAGGUUAAACUUGAACAUUACACUCAGGGGGCGGGGAAUGUGAUGCCACGGUAUAAAGUGAUUUAACGUCACAGUUGUGUAUAAAAUGAAAUGUAAAGUGAUUGUUAUAACUAUUACUGCUACUUAUUGUUAUCAUUAUUUUUCUAUGUAUAGAUGAAUUUUGAGUGCACUUAUAUCAUGGCUUAUGUUGUAAACCUAAGAAGUGGUAAUGAAAUUGAAGGUUUCCACGGAGGGAAUACUUGAAGUGAUGCGAGUGCUGGAGGGAAUACUUGAAGUUAGAGGGAGUCUUAGGAGUGAGACUGUCCUUUUUGGGUGUUUCAGUGGGUCUUUGUCCUUUGGUGUGCUAACUUGACUAGUUUGCCCCUCCUUUCGUAUUGAUCUGCUCGUCUCUCAUAGCCCAUGAGUCGGGAUUUGACAAUGGGCUUUUAUGGUGACACCACUGCAUGUGUAUUUGCAGGCUGUUUGUAGUCCACUGUCUUUUCUAAGGCUGCCAAUUUUAAAAAGGGAAACGUGUCUGGUUUUUAAUGUGAAUUUCUCAAUAUUAAUCAACACAACUGUGUCAUUACAGAUGUUUUAUUGAUCUCUUCUUCCACUUCAAUCCAAGACACUCGUCUUGUUCUACUUCAAAUUCCCCUCCUACUGAGUCAAUGCAAUGUGUUCACAUGAAGAGAUGUUUAUGUUUCACAAAUUGAUUUUAGAAAUAAAUGAGCUGUCUCUUGCUAUCUGUUAAAAGACUGAAUAAAUUUUUGCUUUUUA
Molecule: messenger RNA, 5119 nt
Organism: Dicentrarchus labrax (European seabass)
Lineage: Eukaryota; Metazoa; Chordata; Actinopteri; Moronidae
Product: zinc finger and BTB domain-containing protein 11
Exons: 8
Coding region: 1146-4106 (986 amino acids)
Biological process (GO): regulation of transcription by RNA polymerase II
Molecular function (GO): protein binding; RNA polymerase II cis-regulatory region sequence-specific DNA binding; DNA-binding transcription factor activity, RNA polymerase II-specific
Source: RefSeq, a predicted model, not a curated record